AUGACAAAUCAUGAAGACUUAGUUGGUGGUUGUUGUGUUUGUUCGGAUGAUCAAGGUUUUUCAAAUAAUGCUCUUGUUUACUGCGAUGGAAAAGACUGUACAGUUGCUUGUCACACAGCGUGCUAUGGUAUAGUAUCGAUACCUGAUGAUAAUUGGUAUUGUCGUCGAUGUGAACUGGGAGAAUUUCACGCACCAUGUCGUUUAUGUCCAUUGAUAGAAGGUGCCAUGAAACGAACAUCCGAUGGAAAUUGGGCUCAUGUUAUAUGUGCACUCUAUAUACCUGAAGUAUCAUUUGGCAAUGAUAAAACUAUGGAGCCAAUUAUACUUUCUAAAAUUCCAUCAAUACGUUUUGGGCAAACAUGUUCAAUUUGUAUUAAAAAUGGACGUUCAGAAUCUGAUGCAAGCAAAGGUGCAUGUUGUGAAUGUACAGUUAAAAAUUGUUCACAAUUAUUUCAUGUCACAUGUGCUCAACAAGCUGGAUUAUUAUAUGAAGAUAUAAGAAAAAAUAAUUGUCAAUAUCCAAUUUAUUGUGAGUCUCAUCAGCCGAGAUUUUCUAAAUUUAUCCGGCAAAUACCUUCAUUUCAAUAUUAUUCUUCUGAAAAAAAUCAAAAAUCAAAACAAAAAGAAACUCCAUUUAAAUCAUCUGAUUGUGCUAGUAAUACACAUACUCGAACUAAUGGAUCAUUAUCAUCAUCAUCAUCAUCAGAGAGAUAUCGCAAAUCGAAGAACGAAACUAGUCAAAGUUCAUUACAAGUUAAUUUACAACAUACUACUUCACCCGUUGUUGAAUUACAUCGGCAAGGACACAUUUCUCGUUUGCCAACAAGUCAAAACCAAUCGAUAAUAUAUACCAGGAAAGACUCAGCAACUGUUAAUUCCAUACUAUCGAAUGUCCAUAAUGGUCAACAAUCAUUAACAUUAUCUAUAUACACAAGUAAUACGUCUAAAGAUAAUAACAUUUCUUCAACGAAAGAAACGUUUACUCCAAAAAUCAAAAUUGAAGCAAAUGAAAUUGAUUAUCAAAUAAUCGAAAACAUCAAUCUUAAUAAAGACACACAACUAAAUAGAAAACGUCAUAAUUCAAGCGAAGACGGCCCAAGACCAGUUGGUCGCCCUCCAUCAAAAAAACCUCAUUUAUCUCAAUCGAAGAAAACCACCAAUCAUUCAAUACCUGUAGAACAACAUCGGAAAACUGUGGAACAUCAAACAAAGAAUGAUCAAACCAAUACUAAUGUUAACUCUGGCUCAUCAUUAAUUAACUCUUCAAUAACAUCAAAACCAAUCGAACCAACGUUUCCACCUCAAACACUAGAGGAAUUUCUUGAACAAGAAUGGGAAUCAACAAGUGAUUUUCUUCUUCAACAAAACAUGCCACAAGAUGUUUCAUCAUUGCUAUCGUGUUUAUAUCAAUUUAAAUCAGAAAAUGCUUCUUUAAAGAAGCAAUUUGAUGAACUUAAGCAUCGUCGAGACUCUCUUCGCGUCAUCAAUGUUAAUUUACGUCGAAAACUUUCAGAAACUCUAGCUAUCAAUAAUACAUUAAAUGAGUCAUCAAGUCCUCCAAUAAAUAAUCAAAAAGUACAUAACAGAAGUAAAUCACCUAUUCAUGAAAAUCAAACUAUAUUAAGUAAAACCAUUCCUUCUGACAUGGAAUUUAUUUCUAAUAACUUAAUUGUUCCUUCAUCGUUUUCCUAUCAACCAAUGCAUCCAUAUAUAGUGAAUAAAAAUGAACAGUUACCUCUCAGUCAUGACCUUAGUCUGGAACUUCUCUCUCAAGUUCUUACAAAUACUGGUCCACAACUUUUUGCACCAACAUGGAACAUCUCGAAUUUUGGUUACGCUAAUUUUUCUGGAGCUAGUUCAAUAUCAACUUCUGAUGGAUCAAUCUUACGCUCAUAUCCACCGUUUCCAUAA
Molecule: messenger RNA, 1911 nt
Organism: Rotaria socialis
Lineage: Eukaryota; Metazoa; Rotifera; Eurotatoria; Philodinida; Philodinidae
Source: the annotation of a GenBank genome assembly